Molecule: messenger RNA, 4534 nt
Organism: Drosophila sechellia
Lineage: Eukaryota; Metazoa; Arthropoda; Insecta; Diptera; Drosophilidae
Gene: Synj
Product: synaptojanin
Exons: 3
Coding region: 178-3834 (1218 amino acids)
Biological process (GO): synaptic vesicle endocytosis; phosphatidylinositol dephosphorylation
Molecular function (GO): phosphatidylinositol-4,5-bisphosphate 5-phosphatase activity; nucleic acid binding
Source: RefSeq, a predicted model, not a curated record
CCGGCUUUCCAAAUACGGUCAUACCGCCUAAAGCUCUCUAGAAUUUUGCAAUAAAAUCGCAAACAAAGAUGUCUUAGCUUUGUGCUGCUGGACGCAAAAUUUGAACUGCAUACAGUAAAGGACGAAAUCACACUACUCGACUCAAAAGAACACACAAGGAAAAGAGAUCCCAGCAAGAUGGCCAUGUCCAAGGUGAUCCGUGUGCUGGAGAAAUCCAUUGCCCCCUCGCCGCACAGCGUAUUACUGGAGCAUCGGAACAAGAGCGACAGCAUCCUGUUCGAGUCCCAUGCGGUGGCCCUGCUGACCCAGCAGGAGACGGAUGUGAUCCGGAAGCAGUACACCAAGGUCUGCGACGCCUACGGAUGUCUGGGUGCCCUCCAGCUAAACGCCGGCGAGAGCACCGUGCUGUUCCUGGUGCUGGUAACCGGCUGUGUGUCCAUGGGCAAGAUCGGCGACAUCGAGAUCUUCCGGAUCACACAAACCACUUUCGUCUCGCUACAAAAUGCAGCGCCCAACGAGGACAAGAUCAGCGAGGUGCGCAAGCUGCUCAACUCGGGCACCUUCUACUUUGCCCACACCAAUGCCAGUGCAUCGGCAUCCGCAGCGUCGUCGUAUCGGUUCGAUAUUACGCUUUGCGCUCAGCGACGACAGCAAACGCAGGAGACGGACAACCGUUUCUUCUGGAACCGCAUGAUGCACAUCCACCUGAUGCGCUUCCGUAUCGAUUGCCAGUCCUGGUUGUUGCAAGCCAUGUGCGGCUCUGUAGAGGUGCGCACCGUCUACAUCGGUGCCAAACAGGCGCGUGCCGCCAUCAUCUCCCGGCUGAGCUGCGAACGGGCUGGCACUCGUUUCAAUGUCCGCGGUACCAACGAUGAGGGCUAUGUGGCUAACUUCGUGGAAACCGAGCAAGUGAUCUACGUGGACGGCGAUGUUACUAGUUACGUGCAGACGCGGGGAUCGGUGCCGCUCUUCUGGGAACAGCCUGGCGUCCAGGUUGGCUCGCACAAGGUGAAGCUAUCACGAGGAUUCGAGACAUCGGCCGCCGCCUUUGAUCGACACAUGAGCAUGAUGAGGCAACGAUACGGCUACCAGACGGUGGUGAAUCUGCUCGGCAGCUCCCUUGUCGGCAGCAAGGAGGGCGAGGCCAUGCUGAGCAAUGAGUUCCAGCGUCAUCACGGCAUGUCGGCCCACAAGGAUGUGCCGCAUGUGGUGUUUGACUACCAUCAGGAGUGUCGCGGCGGCAAUUUCUCGGCACUGGCCAAGCUCAAGGAACGGAUCGUUGCCUGCGGGGCUAACUACGGCGUCUUCCACGCGUCCAAUGGUCAGGUGUUGCGCGAGCAGUUCGGUGUCGUGCGCACGAAUUGCCUAGACUGUUUGGACAGGACAAACUGUGUGCAGACGUAUCUCGGGCUUGACACGCUCGGUAUCCAGCUAGAGGCUUUGAAAAUGGGCGGCAAGCAGCAGAACAUUUCGCGGUUUGAGGAGAUCUUCCGACAGAUGUGGAUCAACAACGGAAAUGAGGUCAGCAAGAUCUACGCCGGCACCGGGGCAAUCCAGGGAGGCUCAAAAUUAAUGGAUGGUGCACGAUCUGCAGCAAGGACAAUUCAAAAUAACCUACUGGACAACUCAAAGCAGGAAGCCAUUGAUGUGCUGCUAGUCGGGUCCACGCUUAGCUCGGAGCUUGCGGAUCGGGCUCGCAUCCUACUGCCCUCCAACAUGUUGCAUGCACCUACCACUGUGUUGAGAGAGCUAUGCAAGCGCUACACUGAAUAUGUGCGUCCUCGAAUGGCACGUGUAGCCGUUGGUACUUAUAACGUCAACGGCGGCAAGCACUUCCGCAGCAUUGUGUUCAAGGAUUCGCUGGCCGAUUGGCUGCUCGACUGCCAUGCCCUUGCCCGCUCCAAGGCGCUUGUAGAUGUGAACAAUCCGUCGGAGAACGUCGAUCAUCCGGUGGAUAUCUACGCCAUUGGAUUCGAGGAAAUUGUGGAUCUGAAUGCUUCCAACAUAAUGGCGGCCAGCACCGACAAUGCCAAGUUGUGGGCCGAGGAGCUGCAGAAAACGAUCUCUCGGGACAAUGACUACGUGCUGCUCACAUACCAGCAACUGGUGGGCGUGUGCCUAUACAUCUACAUCCGACCGGAGCACGCGCCGCACAUCCGGGACGUGGCCAUAGACUGUGUUAAGACAGGAUUGGGUGGUGCCACUGGCAAUAAGGGUGCCUGUGCCAUUCGAUUUGUGCUUCAUGGCACUUCCAUGUGCUUCGUGUGUGCCCACUUUGCAGCCGGGCAGUCACAGGUGACUGAAAGGAACGCUGACUACGCGGAGAUCACCCGGAAGCUGGCCUUCCCGAUGGGCAGGACGCUAAAAUCACACGACUGGGUAUUUUGGUGCGGCGACUUCAACUAUCGCAUCGACAUGGAGAAGGACGAAUUAAAGGAGUGCGUAUGUAAUGGAGAUCUCUCAACCGUCCUCGAGUUCGAUCAAUUGCGCAAGGAGCAGGAGGCGGGCAAUGUGUUUGGCGAAUUUCUCGAGGGAGAGAUCACUUUCGACCCGACGUACAAGUAUGAUUUGUUCAGCGACGACUACGACACCUCGGAGAAACAGCGAGCGCCCGCCUGGACAGAUCGCGUUCUCUGGCGUCGGAGGAAGGCGCUGGCCGAGGGCGACUUUGCUGCCUCAGCCUGGAAUCCCGGUAAACUGAUUCACUACGGACGCUCGGAACUAAAGCAGAGUGAUCAUAGACCCGUGAUUGCUAUUAUUGAUGCUGAGAUAAUGGAGAUCGAUCAGCAGCGGAGACGUGCUGUGUUCGAGCAGGUUAUCCGAGAUCUGGGUCCGCCGGACUCCACGAUUGUGGUACAUGUCUUGGAGUCUUCCACGACUGGAGAUGAGGAUGGACCAACCAUCUACGACGAGAAUGUGAUGUCAGCCCUGAUUACCGAGCUGUCCAAGAUGGGAGAGGUCACUUUGGUGCGCUAUGUGGAGGACACCAUGUGGGUCACAUUUCGGGAUGGAGAAUCGGCUUUAAAUGCGUCUUCUAAAAAAAGUAUUCAAGUAUGCGGAUUGGAUCUUAUCCUGGAGCUGAAGUCAAAGGACUGGCAGCAUCUGGUGGACAGCGAGAUAGAGCUAUGCACCACGAACACCAUACCGCUGUGCGCUAAUCCUGUAGAGCAUGCACAACUCCUGCAGGCCAUUACGCCGGAGUUGCCCCAGCGGCCAAAGCAGCCGCCCACACGUCCUCCAGCCCGCCCCCCUAUGCCUAUGUCGCCAAAGAACUCACCACGCCACCUGCCCCACGUCGGGGUCAUCAGCAUUGUACCCAAGCCGGCUAAGCCACCGAUGCCACCGCAACCGCAAUCUCAACCUCUUAUUCCGUCGCCGCUUCAGCCACAGGCGGCGCCGCCUCGUCCGCCGGCAAUGGACACCACGCCAUCCUCCAAAUCGCAAUCGCCAACGGAACUUGUGUCCGCUAGUUCUUCGACGUCCUCCUCGGGAAAGACUUCGCCCACGGCUCCAGCUGUGCUCUCCGGUCCGCCGACACCGCCGCGCCAAAUGCAGAGCAAGCAGGCCACACCCGUCUCGACGCCUACGCGCCAAGUCGGUUCGCCCAAGGAUCAGAUUCCACCUGAUACCGCCUACGAAACCGCCAGUAAUAUUUACGAGGAGAUCCAGGAGGAUGUGCCUGCGCCACGCCAUCCGCCGCCGUCUGUACCGCCGCCAGUGAUAGGAGCACCGAUGGGCCCGCCGCCACCGCUGCCGAAUCGCAGGGGCCCACCACCCAUACCAAAUAGGAGCGGCAAUGCUCCACCGCUGCCCACGCGACCCGCCAACAACUGAGCUGCAGGCUACGCACACGGAGUUGGUUAAGAAUCCAAAAAAUAUCAAGCCUCAUCCGCAACUUAACUUAUAAUGGCUAUAUUUACAGCUCGCUGUCUUGCACUCCGAUUGCAUUCCGAAUCGCUGUAUUUAAUGUUAUAUAUACUCGAAUAUAUUGGGCCACCCUGGAGGAGAACUCCUGGCAAUAUCCGCACUUCGCAUGGAAUCUAUGUUACUAGUGUUUGUUUGUUUCGAUGGUUUCUAGCCGAAAUCAAACUGAAUUUAAAGUAAACUAAUAAGUUCUAUAUAGCUAAAGCCCAAACGACCCCACACCGAUACUAUCUUUUUUUUUACUUGCUGGCCAGACGUACUCAACCCAAUUGCACUGGAUUUGCCGAGGACGAAGAUUGGAAACAAUGAAGUAUAUGGGCGACAAAGUAUUGCACUAUUCUGCAUAAAUGUAAUGUUUAAAUGAAUUAUAGCCGUACUAGUCAAAUAAUGAAAUAAAAUUAUUAAAACACUGAAGCAGCAAUCCAAAUUACAGCAAUGUAAAAGAUUCCAAUUCGAGCGACGUACCCAAACGCAUGUAUCCAUUGUUAUUGAACUACUAUUGAGAUAAAUUACAUAUUAUUCCACAUUGUUAAACUAUCGUUGCAUUCCGUCAAUUUGAGGCUACAUCCGGAUUUCUGUUUCAGUUGACUACAUAUAUAUAUCAAUGUAA